AUGAACCAGCUUCGGAUGGUGUCUGUGGUCGUCAGUCGUGGUUUCAGUCGAACUCCUCAGAGUCUGAAGAACAGAGUUCCAGAAGCUCAGAGACGAUUCCAGGAGGAUAAUAAUCUUCCAGUUCAUAUCAAAGGAGGAACAGGAGACAUUCUUUUGUACCGAGCCACAAUGUCCCUCACACUGGCAGGUGCUGCAUACUCAGUGUACUGGCUCCUCCGAGCCGCCCUCCCUGAGUAA
Molecule: messenger RNA, 237 nt
Organism: Knipowitschia caucasica
Lineage: Eukaryota; Metazoa; Chordata; Actinopteri; Gobiiformes; Gobiidae
Source: the annotation of a GenBank genome assembly